Ichthyophthirius multifiliis is the source of this 1731-nucleotide messenger RNA. Its product is annotated as phosphoserine aminotransferase, putative. NCBI's taxonomy places the organism in Eukaryota, Ciliophora, Oligohymenophorea, Hymenostomatida. The record is from RefSeq and is a predicted model, not a curated record. Gene Ontology annotation, biological process: L-serine biosynthetic process. The transcript is spliced from 12 exons. Gene Ontology annotation, molecular function: pyridoxal phosphate binding; O-phospho-L-serine:2-oxoglutarate transaminase activity. Gene Ontology annotation, cellular component: cytoplasm.
AUGAAAGUUUUUAUGGCGAAAACACGUGAUCAUAAAAGAUAACAUGACAAAUAAAGAAUUAAAUAAUUGUAAACAUUUAAAGACUGUAAAAAAUAAUAAUUAAACAAAUUGCUUUAAUUGUGGCACACUAAUAUGUCUAUAUAAUUUAUGGAUACAACCUUAACAAGAAUAAACAAUAUAUAAAAAAAUUAAUACUAAGUAUAUGCCUCAACAAGUGUAAUGCUUGCAGCAAAAGCUAUUGAAUUAGAUUUUAAAAUUCCUUUCAUUCCGAAACUAAUGUAAGCAAGUGAUCUUGAUUAAUCUCAUUAGACUUUAUAAAAAAUAGAAAAUGAUUAUAUUUUAUUAACUUCAUUAUUACUUGAAUAAUCUUCUUUUUAUUAAUAUGACUAAAGUGUAGUAGCUGCUUCAUGUGUAGCCUUUUUAAGAAAAAUAAACGGAGUUUAACCAGUCUGGAAUUAAAAAUUAAAUGUUAUUCAUAAUAAUUAAGUCGAUAUGAAUCAAAUGUAUAAUUGCUUAAAUGAAAUAAUAUUAAAAGAAUUAAAAGUAAUAAAAAUGUUUGAUUUUAAUUAUAAAACUCACCAUUUGCAUAAUAUGUAAAUAGAAGCUGAAAAAAGAGACAUUUAUACAUUUUCUCCUGGCCCCUGUUCUUUACCUUUACAAGUCCAAAACAGAUGUUAUGAUUCCUUAUUUACAUUUUAAGACACAGGAAUAAGUGCCUUAGAGUUUUCCGUAGACUAAUUCGAAUACAAAGAAAUACAUAAAAAAUGUAAAGAAGAACUAAUAAAUCUAUUCGAUAUUCCUUCGACUUUCGAAGUUCUUUUAAUGGAAGGAGGCGCCCAUUUAUUAAAUUCUAGUGUCCCUUUAAACCUUUUAAAUGACUAAAAUGAUACUGCAAAUUAUAUUGUAACAGGCUUUUGGGGUGCCCGUACAUAUAAAGAAGCUUAAAAAUUCGGUAAAAUCAAUUUAGUUCAUCCUAUAUUGGAAAAAUAGAACAUAAUUCCAAAAUAAUAGGAUUGGAAUGUAGAUGAAAACGCAAAAUAUUUUCACUAUACCGACAAUGAAACUUUGAGUGGUUUAGAAUUUAAAAAGCCUCCUGUAUUUAAAAAUGGAUAACUUUUAAUUUCCGAUAUGACUAGUUCUUUAGGAACUAAAAAAAUCGAAACAGAUAAAUAUGCAUGUAUUUAUGCCGCUUCUCAAAAAAAUUUGGGAGUUUCGGGAAGCGCUAUUGCCUUUGUGAGAAAAAAUUUGCUUGGAAAAGCUUAAAAAUACACCCCUUCUUAUGCUGAUUGGAGUAAUAUUUUAAGCCCUGAUUUUUAUUAUCAUCCUGCAACUUAUUUAGUCUAUUCGACUUAUACAUAUGUUAAUUAUCUUAAUUAAGCUCCUGGAGGAAUUAAAUAUUGGGAAGAACUUAGUUAUAAAAGAUCGAAGAUUAUUUGGGAUAUCAUAGAUUCCUCUAGAGGGUUUUUUGUACCUUUUUGUCAAAAUUAUGAUUAAAGAUCAAGACUUAAUAUUAGUUUUAAUUGCAAUAAUAACGAUUAAUUGGACAAUAAAUUCAUUUAAGAAGCUGAAUAAAAUGGAUUAAUUGAAUUAAGAGGACAUCCUGCUACAAAGGGUAUACGUGUUUCUAUUUAUAAUGGCAAUUAAAGUGAAGGUAUAUAUAAAUUAAGAGAUUUUAUGAAUGAUUUUAUGGAAAAAAAUGAAAUCAAAAUUAAUAAAUUAUCUAAACUUUGA